Priapulus caudatus is the source of this 2960-nucleotide messenger RNA. Its product is annotated as tRNA (guanine(26)-N(2))-dimethyltransferase-like. Bases 83 to 1297 code for a protein of 404 amino acids. Gene Ontology annotation, molecular function: RNA binding; metal ion binding. The transcript has 11 exons. The record is from RefSeq and is a predicted model, not a curated record. Lineage: Eukaryota; Metazoa; Priapulida; Priapulimorpha; Priapulimorphida; Priapulidae. Gene Ontology annotation, cellular component: nucleus. Gene Ontology annotation, biological process: tRNA N2-guanine methylation.
AGGUCUGUUGUGUGUCACUUUCACAGAUACAGCUCUAUUGUGUGGUAAUGGUGCCGAAUCAUGCUUCGCCAAGUAUGGUGGGAUGUCGCUUAAGGCAAAAUGUUGUCAUGAGAUGGCUCUGAGACUGCUGCUCAACUGUAUAGAAUCGCAUGCAGCACAGUAUUCUCGUUACACCGUGCCUGUCCUUUGCAUGAGUGCCGACUUCUGCCUUCGAGUGUUUGUGAAAAUCUACACAAGUGCCGAACAUGCCAACAGCACAGCCAGCAAGAGGGCGCUAGUAUAUCAGUGCACUGGCUGUGAAACAUUUAACUUGCAGCACAUGGGAAAGAUUAGUACAAAUGAUCAAAACAACACAAUGUAUAAGAACAGUGCUGGGCCACCAGUCAGCCUCGCAUGCAGACAUUGUUCUUAUCCCCAUCAUUUGGGUGGACCGAUAUGGGCAGAGCCCCUGUAUGAGACUACAUUCCUCACUGGAAUGAUCCAAAAUAUUCAAGAUCACUGGGAUGCAUUAAAGUCGUCAAAGAGAAUCAUUGGUAUGCUGACAAUGAUGAUGGAAGAAUUGCAAGAUGCCCCACUGUACUAUGUGCUGGAUAAGAUAUGUAGUGUUGUGCAAGUACCAGCACCAAAAAUAAUAAAAGUCAGGUCAGCGUUGCUGCAUGCAGGAUUCCGUGUGUCCGGCUCUCAUUGCAAUCAAGGAGCAAUUAAAACUGAUGCUCCUAGCGACACCAUCUGGGAUAUUGUUCGCUGCUUGGCAAGAGAAGAAGGCAAGCCAAUAAAGCCCAAACUAAGAUCUCAGGCAGAGGUGAUUCUAAGCAAAGAGCCAAGUUUUAAAGCAAACUUUGAGAAGCACCCUGAUGCAGAUCCAAUAUCAAAGAGGCGAGGGCAGAAACUGCAAACUACUCCUGACACCAAGAAAAGGCAACCUGACAUGAGUGAUGUGGUGAUAGAGAAACAUGAUGGUGAUAGCAUAGAUGGAGCAUCAAAGCCGAAGCAGAGCCAAGGCAAGAAACGAAAGAAGAAAAAGCAAGCAAAUCCAGACUUCCUUAAGAGGUUUCCGUGCAAGAAGUACAAACGGGGAGAGUGCACGCUGGGAGAGACAUGCCGCUACUCGCACGACCUUGACAAGGUCAGUCGUGUCAAGCCUGCAGGCACAGAGCAGACGGAGGAGCAGCCUGAUCUGAAAGCGGAGAACAACUCUGACGUUCGCGCUGGUGCAGAGCACGGGGACUACGAGCCCAUGCUUACAGACAACCCAAACUUCCUGAGUGACAAUCCUCAAAACUUUCAGGCAUUCUGAUACUGUCCGUGUGUGGCAUCGAGAGUUUGCGUCGUCCUGCGUCACAGUGUUGUUGCUACGUUUCACUGUGUUGUUGCUACGUUUCACUGUGUUGUUGCCGUGUUUGCUAAUCUUGUCCACAUUUCUCACAAUGCUGGGGGCAGGGUUAGGUCUUGUGGGGCUUUAGGGUUGCUAGCUAUCUAGACAGGUUCAAUUGCGUGGUUUUGCAGACAUUAGCGUAGUCAUUGACGUCUCAAGAUCUAACGUGAUGUUGCACGUUUAGUUGUUUAUGAUUCAGGUGAUGUAUUAGUUACAAUGUAACAACAACAAACUAAUGCAUGUUAGUAGUUUGUUUGUUAACAUAGUUUUAGUUUUUUUGUAUUUUAAUCAACGUCGUUGUAAGCUAUGCCACUGAUGGGAAAAUUUGCUUGUGUAGUUUGUUUUCAUUUUUUUUAUUUUGGUCGUCAGAUUCAACGUUCAACUUCUACCGAUCUAUAUUUGUGUGUAAAAGUAAAACGGGAAUGUAAACUGCCAUGUACACAUCAUGAAUAUUUUGUUGCGCUUUGGAAACAAAAGUCAAACGUAUGAGUGAUCGUAUACGCACAAGGAAGACUCGGGACUAAGUAUGGCAAUGUACAGGCAGUCUUAAACCGCACUUUUAGUAGAAUUCAUCCCGUUUACAGGUGCCCUUGUACUGUAAACACCUUUUAAAGAACAGCGGCCCAGUUAUUUAGAUUAUUCCUGUACAGAUUCAUGAACUGCUGUAUAUAUCUCGCUUGCAAUAUUGGGAUGGAUUCUAGAAUAGCCUCAUCGUAAAUUCGUCAAAAUAAUAAUUAAGUUUGGUUUCUAUGCUGGUUUGACGGAAAUAAUGUGCUAUGAAACACUAUUUGAUAAUGUUGCGGUGUAUAUUGUCAUAGUCUGCUUAUAAUGUGGCGUGUUGUAUUCGUCGUGGUCGAAGUGCCUUGUCACAACAGCUAGUAACCCUAAUGACUGCUAUCGGUAUAUAACGGAGUUUCACAUUCCUACCCUUAAUUCUAAUCCACAUUAGUGUUUGUGUAAUAUACACAUAUCUAUUGCUUUGUGUCUUAAUAAUAUUCACUGCUCUUUUCGUCGUUAUAAAUGUUUUAUGAAUGAGUAUACUACUUUGUUGUAACGCUUUCGUACAGCACUACAAGCCCGUGAAUCGCAUUGAUUUAAUUUGCAUCCUCGUGUUUCAGCAAUUGGUCACGAACUAAUAUGCUGUAUAGUUAGCAAGUUGAUGCCUCAUUCACUGGUUAGCUCUAAAGUAUUACGCCAAGCCGCGAUCCUUGCUGAUAUUUGUGUGGGUGGUCCCUGCCUUAGUAUUUUACGUUUUCAAUGGUUCUUUGGCGCCCUCAUUGACGGGCCCGCUAUUUUACCUGGUUAUCCAAGCCACGAGAUAAUCAUAGUCCGCAAUGGACCGGGUUUCUACUCCCAUUUCAUUUACUAUUAUUAUUGUAAUAAUUUGUGCAUGGCGAACGCAUGAACAAAUAAAUUAUAUGCUAUAUUUAGUUGUUUUGCAGUAUUUUGGUAAUUCAGUGUUAGUAACGUAAAAUGUAUAUUAAUAUAUGUCACAAGUAUAUGUUUAUUUUAGUAGCAAGUAUAGUAGGCACGGCAUUAAACGACGAACUGUAUAUGAAGAAAUAAACGUUUAACUGUAACGCAA